UGGGUUGCUGUAGCAACCGGCUGCCCUAUCGACGUGACAUCAUCCCAUCGACUCCCCCCCUCCACCCCCUCCUUUCCACUUUCUCCUUGACGUGGCGCAGAGAGAGCGGAGGCAAGCGAGCGAAGCUGGGACAUUUCCCCGUUAUUUUUUAAACGAAGAUAAAUAAUUGUGUCCUUGGUGUGUCCAAUCAAAUACUGCAAAUAUGGGGGGGGUAGUUACCAAUUUCUUCAAAGCUAUGUUUGGAAGAAAAGAAAUGCGUAUUCUCAUGGUGGGCCUGGAUGCAGCUGGCAAGACCACCAUUCUAUACAAACUCAAACUGGGUGAAAUUGUAACCACUAUUCCCACCAUAGGUUUCAAUGUAGAAACUGUGGAAUACAAAAGCAUUAGCUUUACUGUAUGGGAUGUGGGUGGUCAAGACAAAAUCCGUCCACUUUGGCGCCACUACUUCCAGAACACACAAGGUUUGAUUUUUGUGGUUGACAGUAAUGACAGGGAGAGAGUGAAUGAAGCUAAGGAAGAAUUGAUGAGAAUGCUUGCUGAAGAUGAGCUCCGAGAUGCUGUGUUGCUACUUUUUGCAAAUAAACAGGAUCUGCCUAAUGCGAUGAAUGCUGCAGAGAUCACUGAUAAGCUGGGUCUACACUCACUCCGCCAGAGGACCUGGUUCAUCCAGGCAACCUGUGCAACCAGUGGCGAUGGCUUAUAUGAAGGACUGGAGUGGUUGUCCAGUCAGCUUAAAAGUAACAAAUAAUUCCUUUCUUCCUUCCUACUCACCACUCUCCCUCCCCUUAUUUCUGCUUCAUUAUGUCGUAUGGCAACUGCUACUUUGUGGUAUUGGGUGCCAGGAACCUGCUUCAUUACAUCUGAUCACUAGAACUAUAAAUACCACCAUACUGUAUGGGUGAGAAGUACAGACUUGAAAGCAAAUGUGGUUUCUUAUUUAAAAUGUGUAUAUAUCGUCCCUUUUUGUAACGAGGCAGUUUCCUGCUACUCCUAUGCAAUAUUUACCCCAUGAUUGUUCUGUUUUCCUUUACGGUUCAUAUUGACAUGUAAGAAUUUAGUGUAGAAAGGGGACAAACUGAGCUUGGAAUUGGGAGUUGAAUACGCUCCCAACAGUACAAUGCACAAAGUCUCAUAAGAGAUUUGCUUUACAAGCUCUUAAAUGGGGCUUUCCUGCAGUUUGGGGCAUGGCUUUUGAUGGAGGGAGGGAACUUGCAUCUGACCUUUAUUGAUUUUUCUGCUUGUCUUCCCUCAUUGCCCAAAGCUGGAAUUUCAGCAG
Molecule: messenger RNA, 1276 nt
Organism: Mobula hypostoma (lesser devil ray)
Lineage: Eukaryota; Metazoa; Chordata; Chondrichthyes; Myliobatiformes; Myliobatidae
Gene: arf1
Product: ADP-ribosylation factor 1
Exons: 5
Coding region: 203-748 (181 amino acids)
Biological process (GO): vesicle-mediated transport; intracellular protein transport
Cellular component (GO): cytoplasm; plasma membrane
Molecular function (GO): GTPase activity; GTP binding
Source: RefSeq, a predicted model, not a curated record